Molecule: messenger RNA, 2493 nt
Organism: Cicer arietinum (chickpea)
Lineage: Eukaryota; Viridiplantae; Streptophyta; Magnoliopsida; Fabales; Fabaceae
Source: RefSeq, a predicted model, not a curated record
UCAAACUCUAAAACAACAUGCAAGUGUCAAAUUAAAUUGAUACAUGGAAAAAUUGAGAACAUUUAAGUGAAACUCUUAUAUUAAAAAGUUUAAAAAUGGUAAACCACCCACACUAGAUUUACUCCUUCGCGACCCUCUCUUCCGCCACCCCCUUCGGACUCUAAAACUGAAAUAAAACAAUCUCUCUUUAAUUAGGUUUUUAAUUAUUGAGAAACCAAAAUCCUAACUCUAAAACCAUUUACUUAUAAGAACUUCAAUUAGGUUUUGAAUGACUUUUGUAAUUGAUGUUUUUCUUCUUCAAUUGCUUUAUUGAUUCUUAAAUCAUGCGCUUUUCUAAGUUUGCAAAAGGUGCUUAAUAGACUCGGAAGAAAAUAGUAGAAGAAUAUGUAAGGUACUUACUUAUUCAGAUUUACCAAAAUUAUGAAUAUUGAGCGUCGAUAUUAGGGUUUAUCUUUGUUAAUGUUGAACUCAAUCUUUGUUAAGGGACUUCAAAAAUAAACAACUUCAAUUUGAAUUUCAAAAGAUAAUUGAUGGAUUAAAGCAAGAAUUUCAAAAAACAAACAUCUACACAUGAAGAUACAAGAAGCAGACAAGAUUAAUAUCGAUUUGAAAACUGAUGAUGGGGAAUUUGGGAUUCAAAGAUCAAAAAAUUUGGCUGAGAAUACUGAACUAAAUAAGCAACUGGAUAUUGCUGGUAAAGUAGAAGCUGAACUGAAUCAAAGUUUGGAGGAUAUGAAAACAGAAAACGAGGAAAAGAAGAUUACAGAUGACAAGGUAGUGAUUGAGGAAGAAUUCCAAGCAGCAACAGAUGAAGUUUCUGUUCUGAAGCAGCAAUUGAAACAUGCAGAACAGCCAAUAAGCCACAAUCUGGAGGUCACAGUGGAAGAAAAUGAAUCAUUAAAAGCGAAACUUGAUAAGAGAGAAAAUGAAGUUUCAAACCUCAGUGAUAUGCAGAAGUUGGAGCUAUAUGACAGAAUAGCAGAAUUGGAAAAAAUAUCAGCAGAGAGAGAAUCGGAGCUCUCAGUUCUCCAGGAUAAACUUAAGAAAGCAGAGGAAGAGGGUUCGGCUCAAAUGUCGGCUUGCAAUGAGCAUAUUGAGAAUCUUAAACAUGAUUUGUUUUCCAUGCUUAAUCAGAUACUUGGUUUAGAUCAAAUGAGCAAAGAUCUGAAUUUAAAGUUGGAAUCCGCACACAGCGAAAAGAAGGAAGUUGAAGAACAAUUGAGAGCCAAAGAGCGUGUGAUAGACAAUUUAAAGUUAAGUCGGAACAAAGAAAAAGAGUAUAUAAAGAGUAGCGUGAAUGAGAUGAGUAAACUGAGAUUGGAGAACUUGGAGCUAUAUGAUAAAAUAGAUGAAUUGGAAAGAUUAUCAGCAGCAAGAGAAUUUGAGAUUUCUAGACUCCACGAUAAACUUUAUAAGGAAUGGGAGGAAGAGGCUUUAGGAAAAAUAAAUGUCUUCCAAGCCAAAGUUGACAAUCUGCAAAAGGACUUGCUUUCCAUGCAGAAAACAAAAGAAGAAUUUGAGCUCUCUUACAAAAAAAGCAGAAAAGAACAUGCAAAAACCAUCAAAAUUGUAGCUAAGUUGGAACGCCAAGUUGAAGACCUCAAAAGAGACGUGGAAGAGAAAGGAGAUGAGAUCACCACUUUGCUUGAUAAUGUCAGAAAUCUUGAGGUAAAGCUUCGUCUGUCAAAUCAAAACCUCCAGGUUACAAAACAAUUGCUAAGUGACAAGGAGAAGGGUUUUAGAAAGGCGGAAAAUCAGAGAGCACUUAAAGACAGGAUUGCUACUUUGUCAGCACAAGUUACUGCUUACAAUAAAGCUUUUCAUGAAACUAGCACAAAUGUUAAAGUGUGUGUCAACAGUGUGAUAUCUGAGAUAGAUACUGUAAGCUUGAAAUUUUCUGAAGACUGCAAAAAUCAUGAGAACCGCUUCUCAAACAUCUCACAUGAGCUUCAGGCUGCAAUAGAAUGUGUGAGGGAGAUGAAUAGGGAAAAGGGGCAGUUAAAGGAAGAGGAAUUGAUUCUGAGGGAGAAGGUUGAGAAGCUAGAGGCAACAGUUGUUCAACUUAAGAAGACAGUUGAAGAACUAGAGAAGAUGGUGAAAGAGAAAGAGGAAGGUAUAUUGGACUUGGGAGAGGAAAAGAGGGAGGCCAUUAGGCAGCUCUGUGUAUGGAAUGAUUAUCACCGUGAGCGUUGUGACUAUCUCAAGGACAUCAUUUCAAAGACUCUCAGAGGCCAGAGAGGAUCAUAAAUCCUUUGCUCUUUUUUUUUAUGUUGGUGAUUUGACAUAUAAUUAGCUCAUUUUUUCCUGUGAGAUAAUUGUUUUGUUUUCCAUUAUACAAACAUGAGUGUGUUUGUAAUUUGAUUUGAGUUUUCUUAGUUAGUUCUGUUCUGGUCUUGAAUUUGAAUUGAACAAUUGUAUUAAGGUCUUUUUGUUCAAUAAAAAAACUAGAACCAUGCAAGCAUCAUGCAUGACAUGUGGCAUUAUCCAUAAGCA